Molecule: messenger RNA, 1204 nt
Organism: Carya illinoinensis
Lineage: Eukaryota; Viridiplantae; Streptophyta; Magnoliopsida; Fagales; Juglandaceae
Product: polyadenylate-binding protein 8-like
Exons: 5
Coding region: 119-1204 (361 amino acids)
Cellular component (GO): ribonucleoprotein complex
Molecular function (GO): RNA binding
Source: RefSeq, a predicted model, not a curated record
AAUGAAAGUAGCAAAACACAAACACAUGAUCAUUAAGUACCAGCGGAAUUGGUAAAGCUAAUUCCACCUUUAAUAUAUAAGAGCAAGGCAAAGAUUAUUGGGAGAAUUUACGGAAUAUAUGGCUCAGGUACAUGAUGAUCAAGAAGAUCAGGCGGUGCAACCUCCAGUUUCAAACGGCGUGGUCAGCAAGGGAGUGGACCGGCCGUACCAGCGGACGUUUUUGUACGUCGAAAAUCUUGACCAGAACGUAUUCGACGCGCACCUCUACGACUUGUUUAUGCAUGUGGGUAUGCUGGAUUCGGUCUGGGUCGAGGUCCGGAGGUCUCUCGGCUACGGGUACGUCAAAUACAACGACAACCAAGACGCGUUACGGGCAUUUGCUACUUUGAAUGAUACUCCUCUUCUUGGCAAGCGGAUCAGAAUUAUGUAUUAUCAUGGUGUUGGGAGCUAUUCUGCUAAAAAUGCUAUUGAAAAGCUGAAUGGCAUGCUAUUGAAGGACAAACAAGUUUUUGUUAGACCCUUUCUACGUAAGUACGAAAGAGAUUCUGCUUCAGAUAGGAACAGAUUUAACAAUGUCUAUGUGAAAAAUCUUUCUGAAUCGACAACUGAGGAAGAGCUGAAGGAAGUCUUUGGUGAUUUUGGAACUAUUACCAGCGUUGUAGUUAUGAGAGAUGAAGAUGGAAAAUCCAAGUGUUUUGAAUUUGUCAACUUGGAAGACUCUGAGGAUGCAGCUCGAUCUGUUGAGGCCCUUAAUGGGAAGAAGUUUGAAGCUAAGGAGUGGUAUGUUGGGAAUGCCCAGAAAAAGUCUGAAAGAGGGACUUAUUUGAAAGGGGGAAUCGAGCAAAAGUACUUGCAGGAGAAGGUUGACAACGUAGAUGUUAACAAAGGACUCAAUUUAUUUGUUAAAAACCUAGAUGAUAGCAUCAGUACUGAUGAUAAGCUAAGCGAAUUGUUCUCAGAAUUCGGUACGAUUACUUCAUGCAAGAUCUUGUGUGACUAUAAUGGUAUAAUUAGACGAUCGAGAUUUGUUGCUUUCUCGACUGCUGAAGAAUCGUCUCGAGCUCUCUUGGAAAUGAAUGGCAAAACGGUUGUCAGCAAAGCACUGUAUGUGGCACUUACACAACAUAGAGAAGAUGGAAGUGCAAAGUUGCAGGUAGUUAUUUUAGUUUUUAAUUGUUAUUGUUGUUUUUUCAUUAAUGUUUAG